UUUACGUUCCGCGCCUGCUUGGCGGGGCUCUGUGGGCUACUGGGGCAAAGAGGACGGGAACAGAGCCCACUGAGUUUACGACUUGAGCUGGAUGUUAAGCAACACGAUCAACAACAGCUGUAAUUCAGUGUUUGCAGCUCACGCCAGUUUUUCCUGCUCUGUAAACACGUGGCGUUCCUCCCAGCUGUUAAGUGAAUCUUGAGGAUCUUUCGGCUAUGGAUAACCAGAUGUUCGAGUCCACGGCCGAGCGCACCUUUCAGCACCAGGAGAGCCUGCCUCCUCUACCCGUGCCUUCCCUGGAGGGAACCCUCAGCAAAUACUUGGACGCAGUCAAGCCUUUUGCUUCAGAGGACGAGUUUCGCAACACUGCAACCAUCGUGAAACGUUUCAGGGAGGGCAUUGGAAAGCAUCUUCAUCAGAAACUUCUACAGCGAGCCAAGAACAGGCGCAACUGGCUGGAGGACUGGUGGCUAGACACGGCGUAUCUGGAGCUUCGCAUGCCAACUCAGCUCAAUGUCAAUUUUGGGGGCCCUGGGCCAUACUUGGAGCACUGCUGGCCCCCUUGUGAGGGUACCCAGCUCGAGAGAACCAGCAUAAUUGUGUGGCAAACACUGCAGUACUGGGACCUUAUCCGCACGGAGAAGUUGGCUGUCCAUAAAGCAGGAAACAUGCCUUUUGACAUGCACCAGUUCCGCAUGCUCUUCUGUACCUGCAAAGUGCCUGGAAUUACCAAGGACAGCAUCCUCAACUACUUUAAGACAGAGAGUGAGGGUCCUUGUCCCUCUCAUGUUGUGGUGAUGUGUCGCGGGAGGAUCUUUUCCUUUGAUGUUCUCUGCGAUGGACACAUCCUCACUCCUCCUGAAUUACUGAGGCAGCUCACCUACAUUAAAGAGAGCUGCGUCGGAGAGCCAGAUGGGGAUGGAGUGGGUGCCCUGACCAGUGAGGAGAGGACCCGCUGGGCUAAGACCCGGCAGCAUCUAAUCUCCAUUGAUCCUGUGAAUGAGACCAUACUGGAGACCAUUCAAAGCUCACUGUUUGUUAUUGCACUGGAUGAUGCCAAACCAUAUUCCACCCCGGAUGACUACACAGCGAUGACCCUCCUGUCUCUCACAGGUGAUCCUACAACUCGCUGGGGAGAUAAAUCCUACAACAACAUCAGCUUUGCUGAUGGAACCUUUGGCUCAACCUGUGAUCAUACACCGUAUGACGCUAUGGUCUUGGUAUCUCUCUGUUAUUAUAUUGACCAAAAACUGAAGGCCGUCGCAGGAAAAUGGAAGGGUUCAGAGGUGGUGCGUGACAUGCCUGUGCCAGAGGAGCUGGUGUUCACUGUGGAUGAUAGAGUCAAGAGAGACAUUGCACUCGCUAAAGAGCAGUACAGAAAAAGUUGUCAGGACCUGCAGGUUGCCUGCUAUGCCUUCACCUCCUUUGGGAAAGUAGCAAUCAAGAAGAGGAAACUUCACCCAGACACGUUUGUGCAGCUGGCUAUGCAGUUAACCUACUACAGGCAGCAUGGAAAGCCGGGUAGCUGCUACGAGACGGCGACCACGCGCAGGUUCUAUCACGGUCGCACAGAGACCAUGAGGCCGUGCACGGUGGAAGCUCAGCAGUGGUGCAAAAUCAUGCUUAACCCUGCAGCAAGUGUUGAAGAGAAGAGACGCGCCCUUCUUGCUGCCUUCAGCAAACACAACAAAUUGAUGGAUGAGGCACAGAAAGGAAAAGGCUUUGAUAGACACCUCUUGGGCCUGUACCUGAUUGCCAAGGAAGAGGGACUUCCUGUGCCUGAGCUUUACUCCGAUCCUCUCUACGCUAAGAGUGGAGGAGGAGGAAACUUUGUCAUUUCUUCUAGCCUUGUGGGCUACACGACUAUUCUGGGAGCUGUUGCUCCAAUGGUGCACCACGGCUAUGGAUUCUUCUAUCGUAUCCGUGACGACAGGAUUGUUGUUGCCUGUACGGCUUGGAAAUCCUGCCCAGAGACAAACGCCGAGACGUUCUUCCACAACCUGUGUGCCUCUUUCCAUGACAUAAUGCAGGUCACCACCCUGUCCCAGCUGUAGAGUAAAGCGUUCUGGGAAAUUGAGUUUCCACAAGUUCAUCAAGUUUAAUCAGUAAUCCUUCAGUGCCUUUACUUCCAGUUGCACUAAUACCGUCUACAUUCAGGUUAUCCUCUGUGGAGUAAUGAUGAAUUUGUGAAUAAUUAGCAAAAAAAAAAUCUGUUGUAAUCUUUUCCUUUGCUGCUUCUAGUCAUUAAUACUAGACUCAUAGACUCAUCAGUAGCAUUACUGCUUCUUCAUUUGUCAUGAAUUGGAACAACUACUAACAGGUAGUCCUGUGAUAAUGUGAACAGAUUAGAUUCAUUUGUCUUCAGAUAAAACGGUGGAUCUGCGAAGUGGGCAGUUUUGACACCAAGUUGUCCCUAAAUGGAGGUAAUACAUUAUAUACGGAAAGUCAGUCUGACCAAGACUGGUUAGUUCUGUGUUCAACCAAAAUUGUCCAAGCUUUUCAAAACAGAAUCAUUUGUUGAGUGAUUCAUUCUUUCAUAAAUAAGCUUGUAUUUGGAUUGUGGAAGGCUUUUUUUUUUGGGGGGGGGUUGAAUUUCUCUAGAGUUAGCUGGAGACUUAAUGUUGUUGUAAAAUACAUAAUAAUACAUAAUAUAACUUGACGUAUGUUGUUUUAUAAUAAUAGACGUGAUGAAUGAACAGGAACCGUUUAGUGUCGGCUUUUGAUGCACCUGUUCCUCUCAGUUCUCUGAUAAAACCUGUUCCUCUUUGUUUAAACAAGUGAGAUUGUGGUGAACUGGGUUUGAAGCUUCACUUAAGCUGUCCAGUGUGUGCUCGAGUGUCUCAAUUGCCUUACUGUUUUGGAUCAUUUAUCUGUUUGAAAACAAACCCAGGGUAGCUAACUGUGGCUAUCUAGAUGUUGGUUUGUUGUAGUGUGUUUAAAAAACCAAAUGCACAGUAAAUGCAACAAAUUCUUUGAGUGUUUUCAUAGAAAGAAGCAUAAACUCUUAAUCAUGCACAAAUCAAUGCAAACCAACAGGAAUUAUGCAGCCUGUAUAUUUCAGUUAUAAAAUGUUUCCUUGUCUGUUGUUUUAAUUUUACAAUGUUGCAACUAACUUUGUGAUUGUUCUUUAGGAUUUGGAUAGGAUGAAUACAGCUCUUUCACAGCUCUUUGAAUACCGAGUGUUCUCCAAAUUUGAUUUAGAAAUCUGUACAGAAAGUUGAUUCAAAGAAAUGUUGUAACAGUGAUUAUUGUUUAACAAAAGUGUGAUCUACCUGAAACCUCUACGGCUGUUUAAGCUUCACUGGAUUUACCGUAAUUGUUGCUGAUUUAUACAUCAGACCGAUUAAUUACUUAAAAUGGGUCUUGAAUGGACGUUGAUGCUUCCGAUAUUAAUCUGCUUCAGUGAUGAUUUUUCCAUAUGCAGUCAUUCCCUUUAGAUUUUCGGAGCAGUACGCCAGCAGCUUACUUCCACAUUAUUUUGUAUUGACUUGUUUAAAAAAGCUGAUUGCUGAAUAGUUGAAAAGCAAAAGUUCCAGCCUUUUUUUGGGCAACAAAGCAUUUACGUUAAAAAAUCCGAUUGGUCAAGAGCUCAUGGACAUUGUAGCUUUGAGAAUUCUGAGGUGUGUAAUCACAACACUGUAAUAAAUAAAAUUAGAACCUUUAAUGCCUUCCAGUAUGAAUUUACUUCCAAAACACUGCAACUUUGCAUGUAAUGUCUGUACAUAUGUAGUAAACCUACGUAACAUUUACAAUGCAAUAAAACUGGAAAAAAUGGAAAAAA
Messenger RNA from Pygocentrus nattereri (red-bellied piranha), 3781 nucleotides. RefSeq names its product carnitine O-octanoyltransferase (gene crot). Bases 216 to 2054 code for a protein of 612 amino acids. The record is from RefSeq and is a predicted model, not a curated record. The transcript has 17 exons. Lineage: Eukaryota; Metazoa; Chordata; Actinopteri; Characiformes; Serrasalmidae. Gene Ontology annotation, molecular function: carnitine O-octanoyltransferase activity. Gene Ontology annotation, cellular component: peroxisome.